UUUCCAACUUAUUCACGGUGAAAUAAGUAUUUUAAUUCUAGAAACACUGAAAGAAUGUAUUUAAUUGCUGUUUUAAUUAGUAUGCAAACAUAUGCAUAUUUCGUUCGCCUCGCACCGCCAGGGUUGGGGGUCCGAUUCCCCCACUGCGCUGUGUGUGCGGAGUUUGCAUGUUCUCCCCAUGCUGCGGGGGUUUCCUCCGGGUACUCCGGUUUCCUCCCCCAGUCCAAAGACAUGCAUGGUAGGCAGAUUGGCAUGUCCAAAGUGUCCGUAGUGUAUGAAUGGGUGUGUGACUGUGUAUGUGAGUGUGUACCCUACAAUGGACUGGCACCCUGUCCAGGGUGUAUCCCGCCUUGUGCCCCAUGCUCCCUGGGAUAGGCUCCAGGUUUCCCCGCGACCCUGGGAAAGGAUAAGCAGUAUAGAAGAUGGAUGGAUGGAUGGACAUAUGCAUAUUUAAUUACUUGAAGGCUACUUUGCUUAAAUACAUUUAAAUGUAGAUAGAUAGAUAGAUAGAUAGAAUCAGCAAUCACCUGGAAACAUUCAACGUUAGCAUUUUAAACACAAACAUUUUCUGCUCCAAACAACUUUGCACACUUUUAAACACAUCAUCAACUAUACACAAUUAAUAUCAUAUACUGAGCACUUAUAUAUGACAGCAGGAUUGUGGAUCUCACAUAUUUCUACAGUUUCCAUUAUUUCACUCGCCACUCUUUCCCUAACUAACCGCAGCCUGCCUCGUGAUUGGCUCGUGCUCGCACCACGUGACCGACUUCCGCCUGGAGUUUUCGCGACAGCUGGAGAGCGGUUGUGCCGCGGGAGUAUCAGGGUCGGAUUUCUGUACACUUUAAUUAUUGCUACAUCCUUUUAAAAUGGGCGAUAAGAAGAGUCCGACCAGGCCAAAGAGGCACUGCAAGCCGCCGUCAGACGAAGGCUGCUGGGACUGUAGCGUCUGCACUUUCAGGAACACCGCCGAGGCGUUCAAGUGCAUGAUGUGCGACGUUAGGAAGGGCACAUCCACACGGAAACCUCGUGCCGUUUCACAGCUUGUGGCUCAGCAAGUACCUCCGCAGUUUGCUUCACCCACACAACCGAAAAAAGAGAAGAAGGAAAAGACAGAGAAGGACAAAAACGACAGGGAGCCAGCAAUGAAAAAGAACAGCCACAAAAAGAUGAGGCCAAGGUUAAAAAAUGUUGACCGAAGCAGUGCACAGCACUUGGAAGUCACAGUGGGAGACCUGACAGUCAUCAUCACAGACUUUAAGGAGAAAGCAAAGCCCUUAUCCUCCUCCACAAGCUCAUCCUCCUCCACAGCCACGUCAGCAGACCUGCGUAGCCAAAGUGGAUCCAGCUCGGAUAACACCGAGAGAGCAGUCUCCAGGUCGUCAUCUCCUCGGGGUGAAGGCUCAUCAGUCAACGGAGAAGCACACUAGCCUCUGAUAAGCCCAUUGUUUUACUGAAGGUCAAAGAUUUUCCCGCACAUAUCCCCACUCCUUUUUUGACUGGAUUGGAUGGGGCUUGGAGGCCCCCCCCCCCCCCCCCACAAACAGUCACUGCACUAAGAUCAUAGGAAGGUCUCAAUUGAGUAGCAAGAAGUUAUAAUACUGCCCAUGUAAAGCAUCCAUCAGUGUGAUUUAGGAAUAUAUUGUUUUUAGGGACUGUUUGUUCUUAUUAACAGCUCCUCCUUUCUAAACUCAUGGAACAACUUGCUGGCUCAAAGACAGUUACCAAUGUGUGUUCUGGAAGAACAGAACGUACCAAGUGGUACUUUCCAAGUUCUAUCUCACCUGACUGCUAUUUAAAAAAAAAAAAAAAAAAAAAAAGAAAGGAACUUGAUGAGAUUGAGGGUCGGUGGUCUUAGAUCCAGGAAAACACAAACAUGGGGACUGAGCUUGAGAUCCACAAAUAGAGUAUAUGGGCAUAAUAUUGUGAUGUUCAAAAUUGUUGGUAUUGUUCAUUCUUUAAUGAGGAAUAUUUUGGUAUGAGUAUUUGGUAAGUUUACAGUACAUAAAUGUGAAGAGAUUUAAGUAGGGAUGCAUCAACACUGAUGCUGGUAUUGCGCAACGAUUCGAUACCAUGCUUAUUUACUCAGAUGCCAUUAAAAAAUGCUCCAAUAUCAGCAUUCAGUACCAUGUGAUACUAUAUGAUGGAAGCCUAGCGUACCUUGCCAUGCUAAUGAACAGACAAUACGAAAAGAAUGUUAUCUGGACUUAUUUUAUGAUUGAUGCUCAACACAAAUGGUGGUGGUGUGCAAAAAUAUCAAACCAGCAUCUUCCUUCAGUAACCUGAUAAAACGUUGCGUCAUUUAAGCAGGGUGCAAGCGUAGCUGACUUUUGCGCACAGAGCAGUAUCAGCCAGCGUGGUCAUUAAUAAUAACCACCAGGAACAAUGGAUUACACGCACACAAAGAUACUCGCACGCCUGGAGCAGUGAAGCGAGCAUGCAGAGGAACUGAUACACAUGAGAGCACUUCAGUUCUGCGAGCACUGAGACAUGAACACUUUCUUUCCCCUCGCUCGACAGGUUUUACACUUUGCUCGCGAGUCAAGGCACAACUCAGGGCAACGUGCCUUUAUUUUUAACGCUCACUCUGGCUGAUACCAGUCUGCGUGCUCAGGUUGGGCCCCCUCUAUACUUAAGAUACUUAAACAUAAAACUCGGCACAAUAAGUUAAUUUCCGGCAGCAACUAAUAUGAACAGAACUAACAAUCCAUGAUGUCUCUGAUUGAUUAAUACCAAGUAGGUUACUCAUUUUGAUUUAGAUAUCGGUAUCACCACGGGUACCAAAAAUACGUAUAUUAUCCGGGGGAGGAAAAAAAUAAAUGGUAUUGAUGCAUCCCUAGUUUUAAAAUAAUGGCCUGUGGUUAGAAAUGAUCGAACACAGUACCUGGAGUUGUUUCCAUGUUUUGAGAAAGUUCUUCGCUAGUUACUUUAUCGAAUAUUACAGUCAGAGUUUUUUUUUUUUUUUUUAAUUUUUUUUUAUUUUAUAUAUAUAUAUAAAUUGUGUUAUACCGCUUCUCACUUUACUACACUGCACAUGUGUGGUCUGUGUUCAGUCAUAUAAAAGGUCCUAAUAUAAACCGAGAACUCCUAUACAGGGGUUACUGUUGUUGAUCAGCUUGUAAACCUUAAAGCGGUAAGGGGUUUUCCACGAUUGUGUUCUGUGUGUCAGUCAUCAGCAUGUGUCUUUUUAAACUACAGUUAUAAACAGAUCUAUAAACCAGGUGUGCAUCCUAGCAUUCAUGCUGGAUGUAAUGAAUGGUGCUGCAAAGGGUUGGAGUGUCCCUUUUGUUUUUUAUAUUCACUGCACUGUUUUCCCCCCCCAGGCCAUUUUAAUCAUGUUCCCCCAAAACUCACACUUUUGCAAUAUGAACUUAAAAGCAAUUUUUUUUUUUUUAAAUUUAGAUAAUAAUAUUGUUUAGAGUGCUUGAUAGCAAACUGUAGAUCUAUUUUCCAUGUUUCUUGUGUCUGUAAGGAAAGAAGCAGUUUGAAUUUUCAAUUUGAGUGCUUUAGAUUAUUAUUAUUUUUUUUUCCCCUCAAGAAAAAGCCAUGUUUGUCAUAAAGGAUUAAGUAUAUGAGGAUCCUUUAUACAUUUCGCAUAAAGGAUUUUUAUAAAGAAUCAGGUGAUUAAAUAUGUACUGUGGUUCUUCUCGGUUAAGGUUUAUAAUGCGUUUCCAAAUAAAAA
Messenger RNA from Ictalurus furcatus (blue catfish), 3679 nucleotides. RefSeq names its product YY1 associated factor 2 (gene yaf2). Gene Ontology annotation, molecular function: DNA binding; transcription coregulator activity. The record is from RefSeq and is a predicted model, not a curated record. Lineage: Eukaryota; Metazoa; Chordata; Actinopteri; Siluriformes; Ictaluridae. Gene Ontology annotation, cellular component: nucleus. The coding region runs from base 867 to 1427 and encodes 186 amino acids. Gene Ontology annotation, biological process: positive regulation of DNA-templated transcription. The transcript is spliced from 4 exons.